Molecule: messenger RNA, 2219 nt
Organism: Suillus plorans
Lineage: Eukaryota; Fungi; Basidiomycota; Agaricomycetes; Boletales; Suillaceae
Product: P-loop containing nucleoside triphosphate hydrolase protein
Exons: 20
Coding region: 1-1986 (661 amino acids)
Biological process (GO): protein insertion into mitochondrial inner membrane from matrix; mitochondrial respiratory chain complex III assembly
Cellular component (GO): mitochondrial inner membrane
Molecular function (GO): ATP binding; ATP hydrolysis activity
Source: RefSeq, a predicted model, not a curated record
AUGGAUGCACUCAAGAGUAUGCUGUCCCCACUGGGGGUCGGUAGUGCUAAUGCGAUACAAGACACUCUUAAACUUGUUGUCAUCGGCGGGACUGUUGAGACAGCCAGAAGAGCCUCAGCAGGAGCAUGGCAUACUUUCCUUGACUCCUUCUUCUUGACGGCACACUUUAGUCAAGAAGACUAUCCGUAUGACUGGCUUAUGCACUGGCUUUCGAAGCAACCGGCCUGGGGACGCAGCCGUGAAUUUGAAAUUACCACCAGGACGGUUGGCCGCAAUGGUCUCACGCAAUCAACGACGGGUGACCUAGAUGAGGAAGAUGAAGACGAAGAAGAGGAUGCUCUCGUACACGGACGUCGGAAACGCAAAGUGGCGUUCAUGCCAAGUAUAGAUACGACUCACACCAUCUAUUACCGUGGUCAUUGGCUUCGGAUAACUAGGACUAAGCGCUACCCGGACUACGGUCAUGGUUCGGCUCUGAAGAUUAGGUCAAAUAUUUUUUAUCAUCAGUGUUCGGCAACGUGCUUAUCGCCCUACAGCGUGAUUGCUCGCAACAAUGACAUUUUGAAGAAACUCGUUCUCGAGGCGAAGCGCGAGUAUGAGAAGGAUGCCGAACAUCGCGUCCAUAUUUUUAUGGCCGAUACGACUUACGGCUGUUGGCGUUGGAAUGGAGCUCGUCAGAAGCGCCCUAUGAGUUCUAUUGUGUUGCAACCAGGCGUCAAAGAUAUGCUUCUGGCUGAUUGCAAAGACUUCCUGUGCUCUGAGGAUUGGUAUGCUGAAAGAGGUAUACCGUUCCGCCGUGGAUAUCUGUUGCACGGUGUUCCUGGAAGUGGCAAGACUUCAUUGAUACAUUCAUUGGCGGGUGAAUUAGGUCUGGAUAUCUACGUUGUCAGCUUGUCAUCAAAGGGGAUGAGUGAUAAUACACUGACAACAUUGAUGGGUCAUGUACCAUCCAGAUGUAUUUUGCUUCUUGAAGAUCUGGAUGCCGCGUUCACGCGCUCUGUCAGUCGUGAUGCAUCGUCAACUGGUGCUCCCACAGCAUCUAACACCAAUAGCACAACCACUGAGACUAACGAUGGAUCAACAUUGAGCUUGAGUGGACUUUUGAACAGCCUCGAUGGAGUCGCCGCUGCAGAAGGCCGACUGCUUUUUGCUACGACUAACCAUAUUGAGCGCCUUGAUCCAGCUCUUAGUCGCCCAGGACGCAUGGAUGUCUGGGUGAAUUUCACACAUGCGACAAAAUGGCAAGCCGAGGGCAUUUUCAAGUGUUUCUUCCCCUCGAAGCCUGCUGGUGUCGCUACCACAUCUCCACCUGAAGAGGACGUUGACACUUCGCAGAAAAACCUUCCCCUGCCAAAGCGCAAGGCGCCCAGUCACACUAUUCCUGUGCUUGAUGAGACUGAAAUUUCUGAGCUUGCUAAGCGUUUCGCAGAUGCUAUCCCAGAGAACGAGCUAAGCGUCGCUGCGCUUCAAGGUUACUUGUUAAAGAAUAAGGUUCGCCCGCGCGAAUGUGUCGAUGAAGUUGCACAGUGGAUCAUUGAAGAACGCGAGACUCGGGAGAAGCUCAAGAAGGAGAAGGCGGAACGCGAGGCGAAGGAGAAGAAAGAGACCGAGGAGAAAGAACGCAAGGAGAAAGAAGAGAAGGUUGCUAAAGAGCAAGAAGAAAAGGAUGCCAAAGAGAAGACCGAGAGGAAAGAACGUGCGAAAACCAAAAAGGCUCACCGCGCCGAGACUGCCUUGAAGUUGGAAGGUACCUCCAGCGCCAGUUCUGUGGCUACAACCGAAACAGUCGUUGUCCUGAGCACCGCUGAAUCGUCAAGUUCUGAAUCGGACAGCAGCAACGGCGGUAUUGAGGCAGACACUGAGGAAAGCAUAACCUCAGAGGAAGAACCCGACAAAUCCGCCGAUAAUGCGGGAUCUGGUGAUUCUGCUGUCAAAGAUAGUAACCAUUCUAAGGAGAAAUGGGUCGCUGUGAAGGCUGACUCAUGAGCUGAAUGACUGUUGACACAUUGCCUUGUUAGAAUCCGGGGGGCAUGUCAUCACCGCACUUAUCGCUAUUUUGCAUCUUGGUCCAUUUUGUGACGAUCGCUUCGAGCUUGUUGGUACGGUUUAGAUCUCGCAAUAUUUACGCAAUCUGAUAUCCGAGUGCACAUAUGCUACGUACUAGUUUUGUUAUGGUUAACCUCCUAGCUAGUGCACUGUCAAUCAUUAUCACACAUGAU